Lachancea dasiensis is the source of this 807-nucleotide messenger RNA. Lineage: Eukaryota; Fungi; Ascomycota; Saccharomycetes; Saccharomycetales; Saccharomycetaceae. The record is from the annotation of a GenBank genome assembly.
AUGACAGAAGAGACUAAAAGCGAAUGCCCUGUUGAUCAUUCUGCUAGGGAAGCAUGGAUGAAGAAUAUGUCUCACAGUGGUGAAAACGAUAGCUUGUCGGCGGACAAAUGCCCGCACAAGGGCCCAAAAAGUACUAUCAUAUCAGGAGCUUCGCCAGCCAAGGCUGCCAACGAAUCCUCUUCCGAUGCUUGUCCUGUAAGCCCCGAAGCUCGCGACGUAUGGCUCCAGAAAGUGAGUGCCUCAGAGGUACCAGAGGCUAUUGAGUGCUCGUCCAAAGAGCUUCCCGCGGUCCCACACUAUAAGACAGACGUCAAGCUUCCCACGGAAAGAGAGAUUUCCAGUAUUCCAAGAACCGGCUCUCAUGGGAAUUGGAUAUAUCCUUCAGAGAAGCAGUUUUUCGAGGCCAUGCUGCGCAAAAAGUGGGAUCCCAGCUCGGAGGACAUGAAGACGGUUGUCCCAAUCCAUAACUCCGUCAACGAGAGGGUGUGGAAUUAUAUAAAACUCUGGGAAAAAGGCCAAGAUACUGAAGCGUGUGGUGGUUUACAGCUUACUAGCUUCAGAGGCGACGCCAAAAAGCUGACACCCAGGGCUUGGUUUCGCAGCUCUAUUCUAGGUUACACCAAGCCAUUUGAUCGCCACGACUGGACCGUCAACCGGUGUGGGACACAAGUUGACUACGUGAUCGAUUUUUAUAGCAGUGAAACUGAAGGUGGAGCGGGACCGGGUAUAUACCUAGACGUGCGGCCCAAGCUCAACAGCUUGGAGGGUGUCCGCUUAAGACUCAAAAAGGCACUAGGACUCGAGUGA